Monodelphis domestica (gray short-tailed opossum) is the source of this 957-nucleotide messenger RNA. RefSeq names its product olfactory receptor 52Z1P-like. Gene Ontology annotation, cellular component: plasma membrane. Gene Ontology annotation, molecular function: G protein-coupled receptor activity; olfactory receptor activity. Gene Ontology annotation, biological process: G protein-coupled receptor signaling pathway. Lineage: Eukaryota; Metazoa; Chordata; Mammalia; Didelphimorphia; Didelphidae. The record is from RefSeq and is a predicted model, not a curated record.
AUGUUGCCAGCCAACCACACCAAAUUUCACCCAUUGUCCUUUAUUCUAUUGGGAAUCCCAGGUCUUGAAGCUGAUCACCUCUGGCUUUCAUUUCCCUUCAUUAUGAUGUACAGUACUGCCAUGGGUGGCAAUAUCCUCCUUCUUUGGGUCAUCGUCUCAGAGAGGAGCCUCCAUGAGCCUAUGUACAUUCUCCUCUCUCUCCUUGCCAUCACAGACCUCAUACUCUCUACCACCACGGUGCCCAAAGCCCUGGCCAUCUUCUGGUUCCAUGCUCAUGACAUCUCCUUCCCUGCCUGCCUUACCCAGGUCUUCUUCAUUCACUUUGUCUCAGCCCUGGAGUCAGCCACAUUGCUUUCUAUGGCAUUUGAUCGUUAUGUGGCCAUCUGCAACCCUUUACGCUAUGCAACUAUCCUCACCUACAAAGUCCUUGGCAAGAUGGGACUGGUGGGCUUUGCUCGAGCUUUCUCCAUCGUUGCAGCCCUUGUCUUUCUCCUUCACCGGCUGCCCUACUGUGGUCAUCGUGCAGUGCCUCACACAUACUGUGAACACAUGGGUGUAGCUCGGCUAGCCUGUGGGGACAUCCGUGUCAACAUCAUCUUUGGCCUCUGUGGAGCCCUCUCAACACUGGGCAUUGAUGCUAUUCUCAUUGUUGUCUCCUAUGUUCUUAUCCUCCGUGCCGUCUUUCGCCUGCCCUCCCAAGGUGCACGCCAUAAGGCUCUGGGAACUUGUGGUGCCCACGUCUGUGUGAUCCUCAUGUUUUACACACCUGCCUUUUUCUCUUUCCUCACCCAUCGCUUUGGCCGGGGUACCAUCCCUCGACAUAUUCAUAUUCUUCUGGCCAAUCUGUAUGUAGUGAUACCACCCAUGCUUAACCCAAUUGUUUAUGGGGUCAGGACAAAGCAAAUCCGGGACAAAGUUAUUCAGAUUUUCAGUUGGAUUGGGAAAGGAGCUAAUUGA